AUGAACGGCGGAGCUAUUCUCGCGCCCACACCACACCUGGCUCCAACGGCUGAAUUUCCCCGCUCUGGGCUGCGAUUGCUCACUGCGGAGCUAAUGGCUGCACAGGAGGCGUCUGCUCACAUCGUCGCGGCUGUGCGUGCAGCGGCGGCGGCGCAAAGCCAGAUCGAGAGCCAAGUCGGCGACGUCGACACUUCCACGCUCAACAGCACCACGGACGCGUUUGUUUCCUCGCUUCAGGCUGCGCACACAAAGCUUCGCGGAGAGAUUGCCAAGCGCAGCGAGGACAGGCCGCGCAGUGCCGCCGUGGGCAGUUCGCGUGACGAGCUGCAACUCGUGGCGCUGCGCGCAGAGCUGAUGCAGGCGCAUGUAGGGGCGGCGCUGGCGGCCUAUGCUUCCGGCGGGACCUAG
Messenger RNA from Emiliania huxleyi CCMP1516, 408 nucleotides. RefSeq lists its product as hypothetical. The transcript is spliced from 3 exons. The record is from RefSeq and is a predicted model, not a curated record. The coding region runs from base 1 to 408 and encodes 135 amino acids. Lineage: Eukaryota; Haptophyta; Isochrysidales; Noelaerhabdaceae.